CUACACCAAGCCUUGGAUAUUCAGUUUCAGUUUAUCACUCUACCAGCACUUGUUCACUUGGAAACAUUUUCAUUCGUUACAUUUUUCGAUAAGGAACAUAAGUAAACUACAAUUUUUCAACAGAGUUUUACAUACCUAAGGCAAGAAGAAUUCACUACUCCUGAUUUUCGCAUCAUAAACGAUGGAGCGACAGUCGGCUUCCAGAUCGAUCUUCACGAUGAGGAAUAACAACCCAUUGUCGGGACGUCCAUUAAGUCCAUCCCGGAUGGCCUUAAAUGAUAUAUUACAACGUAAGGAAUUGGAGAAAAUUCAUACCGAACGAUUAAUGCAAAAUCUAAGAGUGGUCAAGAAGAAGGCCUCACUGAUUAUGAAUGACCACAAGAAAAACCAUCCGACAUGAAGCGAAUGGUUCUCGUCCUAUGGAUAACCCUCAAGGAUCUGAUUGAAAAUAUGGAGAAAGAGUCAAAUUCCGAUUCAGCUGAAACUUUGCCAAAUCAAGACUAUGAAAUAGGUGAAAAAUCGGAGGAGCAGCUGGUAUUUGAGGCCACGCAGAAGUUACUGCAGAUGCGGCAGGAUGAGCCCAAAGAUGACCUCAAAGUUGAAGAGAAUGAUCCUAAAGAACAGGAUCUUGAAGAGUUUAUACGCCAGGAGCAGGCCAUUGAGGCGGAGCUCCGUAAGCAGAUGGAUAAAUGGUAUCAUUGGUAUCACGAUGACUCUGUCCAAGACCUUGAUGAUGAUGAAGAUGUUUACUUUGACGCUACCUCUGAACCAUACGAACCUGCUAUAUGGGACUCAGUGAAGGAUAUUGCCAAACGAUGGUGUGAAUUAUUAUAUGAGCAGAUGAAUUAAUUUUAAUUCCUGCCGUCAUUUAGUUUUGUUUCCCAAAUUUUUUAAGUCUUUCAAGGAUAUACUAGACCUUUAAAUAUGCCUUUAUAUGGCUAUAUAUGUAAAAUGUAAAUUUACAUUGAAACACUUGAGAGAAAUGUCCUGCGCUAUUAUUAAAUAUUGUUUUGUUUUUGAAAGUUAA
Drosophila serrata is the source of this 1027-nucleotide messenger RNA. RefSeq lists its product as uncharacterized. Lineage: Eukaryota; Metazoa; Arthropoda; Insecta; Diptera; Drosophilidae. The record is from RefSeq and is a predicted model, not a curated record.